CCAAGCGCCAUCUUUCUCCUUCAGUAGUCACUUCUCCGAGAAAACCCUAACAGAACCCUACAAAAUAGCACAACCUGCACUUUCUCUCUCUAGAAAGACAACAUCUAUCUUUCUAAAAAUGCUCCGUCGAAACAUCCGGUUGAGAAGAGAGUAUUUGUAUAGAAAAAGCUUAGAAGGCAAAGAACGUUUACUUUACGAGAAGAAACGCAAAAUCAAAGAAGCCCUUGCUGAGGGAAAACCGAUUCCUACUGAGCUUAGAAACGAAGAAGCCGCUCUUCGUCAAGAAAUUGAUCUUGAGGAUGAAAACACUGCAAUACCGAGGAGUCAUAUUGAUGAUGAAUAUGCCAAAGCAACUGAAAGAGAUCCGAAAAUUUUAUUGACUACGUCGAGGGAUCCGAGUGCUCCUCUUACUCAGUUUGUUAAGGAAUUGAAGUUUGUGUUUCCUAAUGCAGAAAGAAUCAAUCGUGGUGGUCAGGUUAUAUCUGAGAUUAUUGAAAGUUGCCGGGCACAUGAUUAUACUGAUGUAAUUUUGGUGCAUGAGCAUCGAGGAGUGCCAGAUGGUUUGGUUAUAUGCCAUCUACCAUUUGGUCCAACGGCUUACUUUGAAUUACUCAAUGUGGUUACCAGACAUGACAUUAAAGACAAGAAAGCUAUUGGAACUAUGCCUGAGGCCUACCCACACUUGAUUCUUAACAAUUUUAAAUCCAAGCUGGGAGAAAGGACAGCAAAUAUUCUAAAACAUCUUUUCCCUAUGCCAAAGCCAGAUACUAAACGCAUAAUCACAUUUGCAAAUCAAUCUGACUAUAUCUCCUUCAGACAUCAUAUAUAUGAAAAGCAUGGAGGCCCCAAGUCUGUUGAGCUCAAAGAGAUUGGUCCACGAUUUGAAAUGCGGCUUUAUCAGAUAAAGUUAGGAACAGUGGAUCAGACUGAAGCACAAAAUGAAUGGGUGCUUAGACCCUACAUGAACACCACUAAGAAACGGAAGUUUAUUGGAGACUGACAUGACCCCAGGAAUUAAUCUCAAACCUGUUCUCUAUUUCUUCUGUGUUUUGGCAAUUUUGGCAUCAAAUAUGCAUAAGCUGAUUCAUAUUUCCACCUGCUGUUAAAAUCAUGUUGCCAUCGAUGCUCUCUCUUGCCCCUUGACCAGUGGAUCAGACUGAAGCACAAAAUGAAUGGGAGCAUUAGCGUUUUUUUUUUUCCAUUCAUUUUAGUUAAGGCAUUGGCACAUACUUUAAAUAUAUUUUGUUUAGUCCUUUUUUCCCCUGCAUUUUUGGGGAUUUAAUUUAUGGGCAACAAUGCUACAAUCCUUAUAA
Molecule: messenger RNA, 1313 nt
Organism: Populus euphratica (Euphrates poplar)
Lineage: Eukaryota; Viridiplantae; Streptophyta; Magnoliopsida; Malpighiales; Salicaceae
Product: U3 small nucleolar ribonucleoprotein protein IMP4-like
Exons: 9
Coding region: 119-1000 (293 amino acids)
Biological process (GO): rRNA processing
Cellular component (GO): small-subunit processome; Mpp10 complex; nucleolus
Molecular function (GO): rRNA primary transcript binding; snoRNA binding
Source: RefSeq, a predicted model, not a curated record